AUGGAAAGUUCUAAUAGCAAUAUUAGUAAUUGUGCAGCAGAACCAGAAACCAUAGCCACAUUAUCAAGAAAGGAACAGACAAAUCAAGAAAUGGUUCAAGAAUCUAACAAAUCCACCAUCCGCCGCAUGCGGCAACCGGAUGGCCAUAGAAGAAGCACAACAAACGAAACCCAGGUGAAAAUCAUCUGUGCCGGCGACGAAGAAAGUAGUGGUGGCGGAGAAGACUCCGAUGAGAAAGCUGAGGUUGAGAAAAAGAUCGUGGCUUUGCAGAAAAUAGUGCCGGGAGGAGAGUCGCUUUUUGCAGACAAACUGUUUGAAGAAACUGCUGAAUACAUAUUGACGUUGCAAGAUCAAAUUAAAGUCUUGAGAUUUUUUGCUUCAUUUGUUGAAGGUCCUGAGAUAGAGAAGAGAAAGCUUGGUGGUUAG
Molecule: messenger RNA, 426 nt
Organism: Olea europaea var. sylvestris
Lineage: Eukaryota; Viridiplantae; Streptophyta; Magnoliopsida; Lamiales; Oleaceae
Product: transcription factor PAR1-like
Exons: 1
Coding region: 1-426 (141 amino acids)
Biological process (GO): regulation of DNA-templated transcription
Source: RefSeq, a predicted model, not a curated record